GUAAAAAGAAAAAAAUACAGAGGGAGUGCUCUUUACACACGCUUGCGUUAGCUAAGCAAUGUCACCCUUCUUGUGUUUUCAAGAUUGCUGGUUGUGGAUAAUAAUCAAAAGAGUUUUACUGAGCGGUUAUAACUAAUUUGUUUGUUCCAAGAGAGGUAUGGGUUUUCUUCAUUAGGCUGAGUUGCUUCCUUUAAGGCUGUAAAGAUGCCAGCCGGUGUGUCGUGGCCUCGAUAUCUAAGGUUGCUUGGAGCCAGUGUUCUAGCCAUGUUUGCCGGGGCUCAGGCUGUGCACCAGUAUUACCUGCCAGAUCUGAGUAUUCCAGAGGUCCCACCCAAACCUGGAGAACUCCAGACUGAACUACAAGGAUACAAGAUAAGAGAAAAAGCAAUUGAGACACUUAAAAAAGGAGAAAAUGAUGACAGAUAAAACAUAAUUCUCAAUGGAAUGGUUCUGCUGUUUUCUCAAAUGUGCCUUGGAGAAAUGGGAGUUGUUUUAAAGACUGCAGAGGACUCUUCUGGCUGCUUUGAAUGAGAAAAACGAAUCGUCAUACAAUUUAUGUGCAUUUGAGUUGUCUAUUUGAGACAACAAUCUUUAUCUUUAAUUUAAAAAUGACUUCGCUGUCAGUUCACCUUAUCUGUUUUGAAUAAUUAAAAGAAAAUUUCGUCAGUAUUUUAUGUAAACAUAGAGGUCUAAAAUAUUUGUGAAUAAAAAAAACACCAAUUCUGUGAAAUAAGUUUGUGAAAAAAACAAAGUUGGAGUGCUUUUGUUUAUCUGUUGCAUCUUUGUAAAUAAAGUUUUUUUUUUAAUAUA
Messenger RNA from Oryzias latipes (Japanese medaka), 810 nucleotides. RefSeq names its product ubiquinol-cytochrome c reductase complex assembly factor 6 (gene uqcc6). The record is from RefSeq and is a predicted model, not a curated record. NCBI's taxonomy places the organism in Eukaryota, Metazoa, Chordata, Actinopteri, Beloniformes, Adrianichthyidae. Gene Ontology annotation, cellular component: mitochondrion. Gene Ontology annotation, biological process: mitochondrial respiratory chain complex III assembly.